AUGCUUGUGCCGCCCCAUGGUCGCAGCUCCAGAGCCUUGAUCGCGGUCGCAUCCAGUUCGGUUGGAGCGGCGUGCUUUUCAGCUGGCUUUCAUUUGAAGGCAGUCCGGUCGCAUGUGCGUCGACAAGUGCAACUUCGGAGCCUUCCUCCCGCGUUUGCUCGCACUCCAGUAUCUGACCAGUUGGUGAUCUGGCAGCCGCUGUUUGCAGCUCUCCUUAUUUUCUCUUCAUAUGCCUUCAUCAUUUGGAAAUCCAACCGUGCGACCGAGAGCAGAGACAAGCGCAUGAGCAAAGAAUUAGAGCUCCGACGACUCCGGGGGGCACAGCUGGUGCGAGGAGGAGGCGCUGAUGUGGAGGCCUGCGAGGCUGAGCUGGAAUCCUUGAGGGAAGAAGAGAAGCGAGACCGAGAGUUAAUCGGUUUUGGGACAGCUACUCCAACAUCCCGAAGAUACUCCCUGGAACUGUCUUCACUACCUCAGACGGAUGUCAGCCGCGAAUACAUGCUGAUGGUGCCGAGACAACCAAAAAUUGAUCCCAAGUCGUCUGCGCCAUUAUCAUCAUCCGAUGAGUGGAUUGAGUCGUUGGCGGUUCUAGUUUUCACCCUGGUCCUGGCAGCAGAUGCUAGCAUGUUUGCCAUCAAUCCUAUCUUCCAGGACGCUCCAAUUCCUUUGGUACAUGCCCUGAGCGAUCGCCUGGUGGACACGACCUUCAAGGAUGGUGAAGUGAUCCUCCAGGAUGGUGAAGUCUUCCAGACUGGGAAAAGCUUCGUGUAUUUCAUUGUGAAGGGUCAGGUAGAGAUCUGGAAGGAAGGCAACUUCAUCAUGUUACUACAGCAGGGUGAAACGUUCGGCGAACUCGCGGCGCUUCGAAAGCUGCCCUUCCGCCAGGCGACAGCUAAAGCAAAGGGGGCAGUGGCCUGCAGAGCGGAUAUGGGGGCUGCAAAUGCAGAUGCAGAUGCUGCCCUCUCAAGAACUUUGGAUGGAGCCUCCCUCAAAGCGCUCGUUCCGAAUGCCGGCCCUUUGAACUGCCGCGGAAAUUGGACUCUUGUCCUGGAGCAGGCCCUGGAUCGAAUAGAAGCAGGAGAUAAGACCUUGGAUCCACACGUGGUUCAUCAGACAGAGGAGUUUGUGACGAUUCAUGAUGGCUACCCAAAGGCGGCAGUACAUCUUCUUGUUUUACCUCGUGCACGUGUGGCAGCUCUGGAAAAGUUGACGCGUGAGCAUCUGCCAAUGCUCAUGCGCUUGUCAUCGUAUGUGGCAUGGUUGCUGCAGCAGGUCGAGGGUAGACCUGGUGAUCCUGGAGUUGGAUGGAUCCACGGUGUUCACUCUGUUCCCUCACUCAAGCAGCUGCACGUGCACGUCAUGACGUUGGACUUGAACUCUCCAUGCAUGAAGAAUGCGAAGCACUUCAGCUCCUUUCUUCCACCUUUUCUAGUGUCGUUAGACAGUGUCAUCCGCGCUCUUCAAGAUGGUGUCUUCGCCGAUAGGUCUCUGAAGAAACUGGAAGAGGAUAUGAAGAAACGUUCUCUGUGCUGCCAUCGUUGUGGUGCAGACUUUGGCCGUGGCUUUGCUCAGUUGAAAAGGCAUUUGAGUGCUUGCGCCACGUCGCCAGAACCUUUUUGGCCUUCGCCGAGGCUUUGGCUUGAGGAACCUGCCCCGCGAGGUUGCAAACGCACAAUCGAAGGCAAUGACGUACAUACCAUCGACCUCACAUAG
Messenger RNA from Cladocopium goreaui, 1713 nucleotides. The record is from the annotation of a GenBank genome assembly. NCBI's taxonomy places the organism in Eukaryota, Dinophyceae, Suessiales, Symbiodiniaceae.